GGCUUUUCAGAGGGUGCACACACACACACUUUCCUCUCAUAGUUCGAGCAAAAGCACUGGCUCAAGCAGCUUCUUCAGCGAAAACCUGACAACUCAUCACCUCAUUCAAAAUAAGGUGUUCAAACUACGAUGGCGGCCCAGGACCCCAGUAAACCCAAGACCAGCCAUGGGCUUAGAAAACAAAACCUCAGAGAUUCACAGCUGAGACUUGUCUUAGUGGGUAAGACCGGGGCAGGAAAAAGUGCCACAGGGAACAGCAUCCUGGGAAAGAAAGUGUUUCCUUCCGGCAUUUCGGCAAAAUCCAUCACCAAGCACUGUGAGAAGGGGAAAAGCACCUGGAAGGAGAGAGAGGUGGUCGUCGUGGAUACGCCUGGCAUCUUCGACCCCGAGGUACAGGAGGAAGACACUGUGAAGGAGAUUUGCCGCUGCAUGAUCCUGACCUCUCCGGGGCCGCAUGCCCUGCUCCUGGUCAUCCCCCUGGGCCGUUACACGCCAGAAGAGCACAAGGCCAGCAGCAAGAUCCUGACCAUGUUUGGAGAGAGAGCCAUGCAGCGCAUGAUUCUCUUGUUCACCCGGAAAGACGACUUGGAAGGCACUGAUUUCCAUGAGUACUUAAAGGAAGCUUCGGAAAGCGUUCGCGAGCUGAUGGGCAAGUUCAGAAAUCGCUACUGUGUGGUCAACAACAGGGCCACGGGAGAGGAGCGGAAGCGCCAGAGGGAUCAGCUGCUGUCCCUGGUCGUGCGUGUGGUCAAGGAGUGCGGAGAAAGAUACUACACCAAUUACUUGUAUGAAAAGUCCGAGGAGGUGAUCCAGAAAGUCAUAGAAGAAAAUCGCAGGGCAGAGCUAGAGAGAGAGAAGGCGAAGGGAAGACAGGAGUGUGAAGAGAAACCCAAAAGCCAGCAAGAUGAACUGGAGCGCAAAAACCAAAGGACGCAGAUGGAGAGGGAGGUGGAGGAAAGGCAGGCUUCCUGGGAUCAAUGGCAGGAAGACGCCAGAGACAAAAUUGAUCUGAACGAGAUUCUUGAAACCAUCUUAAAUGUAUUGAAGAUAGCUUCCACCCUUUUCUCACUGUUCAGGCUUUAAACACUCAGAUGCACCUUCAUGAAACUCUGGCUCUCUUUCCUGCAUAUUUCCAGGCCGCCCUGCCCUAUGUAGGUCAGGCCAAUCUCGUUUUCCUGUUUCUCAGGCUCUCCAGACUAAGCAGCAGAGUGAAGGUCACUGCUGGCAGUGGGUAGGUGCUUGACUGAUUGAACAGGGCAGGGACAAAUUCUCAAUCUGUGACACUCCAAAGCAGAAAGAAUUGACACGCCCUACCCGUGGAGCCUUUCUUAAAAGCACAGAGGCCAGAUAUGCAGGAGGCCAAUGAUGACCCCCUCUACUUCCCCCUAGUAAAAUUUCUCCUCUAGAUUUUCUCUAGAUUGGUAGGUAAUCUCCCCCACUGUGGCUUCUUCUCACUUAAUUUUGCCCUUAAGACCCCAGCAAUCAUGUCACCCAGAGAAGUUCUUAGCAAGUUCUAUUCUUUGCAUUCAUUUUUUUAAAUGAUUUUUAUUUUUUCCAUUAUAAUUGGUUUGCAAUGUUCUGUCAAUUUCAACUGUACAGCCAAGUGGCCCAGUCACACAUACGUAUAUAUUCUUUUUCUCACAUUAUCCUCCAUCACGUUCCGUCGCAAGUGACUAGAUAUAGUUCCCUGUGCCACACGGCAGGAUCUUAUUGCUUAUCCACUCCAGAUGCAAUAGUUUGCAUCUAGGAACCCAGACUCCCAGUCCAUUCCACUCCCUCCCCCUCCCCCUUGCAACCACAAGUCUGUUCUCCAAGUCCAUGCGUUUCUUUUCUGCGGCAAGGCUUGUUUGUGCCAUGUAUUAGAUUCCAGAUAUGUUUGAUCUUUGCAUUAGUUAAGCUUAUAGAUGGAGGCAGUUAUAGAAUGUUUCUAGAUGAAGAGAAAUUUGUUUACUUAGAAUCUGACGGAAAGACUCGUUCCUUCUCAUAUGGCCAUUGAAGAACAAAGAGUUGUCUGGAAAAUAGAUCCUUUGGAACUUAACUAGUGAAAUGUCAGAAAAAAUAAAAGACAGAGAUUCCACAGAUAGGAGGAAAAGAUGUGAUAUAUUCAGAUGUACGUGUGGAAACUCUUUGACCAACAUCAACCAGUUUGCAGAAUAACCAGUUCUCUCCUUUUCCUGUGAAACCAACAGCUGCCACCUCACCUCCAUCACCCCACCCCUUGGCGGCAUACUGCUUCCUCCUCGCCCUGCUCCCCCACCCAGCUACUUACUGUUAUGAUAAUAAAACUUUUCUGUUCUCUA
This is a messenger RNA of Sus scrofa (pig), 2300 nucleotides long. NCBI's taxonomy places the organism in Eukaryota, Metazoa, Chordata, Mammalia, Artiodactyla, Suidae. The record is from RefSeq and is a predicted model, not a curated record.